AUGGACGACGAUGCGAACCGCCGUGAUCAGCAACGGCCCCAAGAACUAGAGAGGCAUCGCAUACAGCCUCCCGAUCAACGUUGGCACCGCGUCCAGUUCGACCAAUCGGCCUUCAAUUCUUCAGCUCUCCUCGAUGACGACGACGACAACGAUGAACUCAAGGAACCACUGACACUAGUCCCUCGAGCUUUCAAGGAGACGCCUGCUGUCAGGCACUCGUAUCUAAGGGCAGUACUCGAUAAUGUAUUCAACAAGGUACCCGUCCACCAGGCGUCUGCGACAUUAUGUGCUAUGCUCGACAACCUAUCGAUCGUAAAUGCGCUCCCCGACUUUCCACGUCCCGUCCGCUCCCUUCUCAGUGCCAAAUGUCGUCUUGGCAUCGAUCCCGACCAACAUAUCAUCAAAUAUGCGGUCUGCCCUGAGUGCUGGAAGCACUAUCACCCGCUCGAGCUCAAAACGCUCGACACGCCUAUAUGCGCUGUGGACUACUGCUCAGGGACUCUGUACGAUGACUGGACUAAUGCUAAGGGUCAACGCGUCCGAAAGCCACGAAAAAUGCACCCUCAAGUCUCUAUCAUCGAAUCUCUUCGCCGGAUGUUCAUGCGGCCGGGGUUUGCGAAUAUGAUUCGAGACAGUCGAGCUGAUGUACCCAACAGAAACCACGACAAGGAGUUUAUUAUGAAGGACAUGCACGACGGCUCGCUCUGGCACGAGCUCGACACGCAUACAGUCCGUGAGGUCAGCGAACACGGCCAUGUACGCGAUAGGCCUGAGGACGGGCGCGAGACUGCUCCAAAGCUGUCUUCGCACCGUUUCGGCCUUGUUCUCACUAUGAACGUUGAUUGGAUGGGAGUACUCGAAAAUCGACCACAUUCGACAGGGGCAAUGUAUUUUGCCAUCAACAAUCUCCCGCGCGACCAACGCUUCCUUCAAAUUAACGUCAUCUGUGCCAGCGUCAUGCCGGGCCCGAAGGAACCUGACGUGCGGCAGAUUAGUCACUGCAUGGAACCGUCAGCACGAGAGGUGAAUAUGCUCAGGAGUGGGGUAUCUAUGGAUGUAUAUGACGAGGAAGAGCCCGCCAACGUCUACGCUGACUGUGCAUGUCUCGACUGUGACAUGCCGGCGUCGCACAAGUGCAAUGGCACUGCAUCGCAUUCGCAUGACAUGCAGCCAUGCUUGUACUGCGAUGCGACUGUUAUCGACAUCAACAGCGCCUCCGGCUACGACAACUCACGCACACCAAAGGACGACUACGAGCUUCUUCGACAAGCCUUGUACUCUAAAGACGCCCCACCUGCUCGACAAGAUCAAAUCCUGGACGAUCACGGCGCUCGUUUUGUGACACUGGACCUCAUUCCUGGCUGGCUCCCGAAGACAAAGACGGUGCUCGACUUCAUGCAUUGUGUUUACCUUGGUAUCAUCCCGCACCUGUACGACAAGGUGUUAUUUGGUGGCUAUAUGAUAACGGGACUCGGCGGUUCCGAUUCUGCCAAGCAACGCUUCGAGUCCCUCAUCAACUCGAUUGCCUGGCCGAGUCAUAUCACCAGGCUACCUAAGAACGUACUGCUUUCGUGCUCACCGCCGGCACUCGUUGAGAUCCUCCAUCACCUAGCCUUGUGGUUUCGGCCACUUGUACGCCUACGCUUCUACGCUCCUACGCUCCGCUCCGUUCCGCCUACCUCCGACCCCUCCGAAGUUUCGGAGCUGUUUAGGAGUUUAGAGUACCGCCCCUUGAGUGAUUCUCGCCAAGCUGUCGCGGCCGUUCGUAUUCUCUCAUCUCGCGAGAUCUCGAUGUCUCAGGCUCGAACAGGCCAAUCAUUUCUUGCGCAGUACUGUCAGCGCCUCCUCGCCCUCGAUAUUCGCCUCCGACCCAACCACCAUGCGGCAAUGCAUACGGCUGAUAUCAUACAGUUGUUCGGGCCUGUGUAUGCAUGGUGGCUGUUCGCGUUCGAGCGUUUUAACGGUAUGCUCGAGCGCGUCAAGCACAACGGCCACGACGGUGGGCAAAUGGAACUCACGCUGAUGCGAGCGUGGGUUCAGACUCAUCUCAUAUACGAGUACCUUGUCCAUCUCCCACCGAAUGCCCACGAGGUUGAACACAAGGCCCUCGACACCAUCAUCAAGACUCAGGCACACGAGAGGGGCGCCAUGAUGACGCAGAUCGCGAUCUACCAGAGCGAGGCUACCGAGGAUAAUAUCCGCUUGCCAAAACGAACGGCGAAGUUCAUUGAUCUCCGCAUGUGCGACACACCCGCUGGACUCUAUCGGCUACUACUGUCCUACUGCAGUCGGCUUUGGCCCAAUCUCAGACUCGUCAGUGAUCGCAGCUGCGAUCCCGGAACCACGCCCUUUGUCUCCCACAAGGUCGCUCGUAAACUCACGUACAUCCGUAAGGAUGGCAUUCGCUAUGGGUAUGGCGAUCUGACACGUGUUCCCGUACGUAUACAUUCCUUGUUUGUGGUUGGUGUAGGCGACAAGGCACCUCACGUUUGCGCUGUCGUCGAGCGUCUGUUGUCGGAUGAUAACGUCCCAGAGCUCCCCUGGUCUAUGUUUGCAUCAACACUCGGCGUCUAUGUCUGUUAUGCAGACAUGUAUGCUCCCAUUGAGGUCAUACCGGCGUCGAGCAUUCAAUGCUCAAUUGCUCUCAUACCCAUCUCGCUUCGUGCUCUUGAUUGUCCCCUGGUUGCAGCUGUUUCAUUUGAUCAUGUUGGAACAGAGCCCGAGGAAUUUUUUGAUUAG
This is a messenger RNA of Coniophora puteana RWD-64-598 SS2, 2739 nucleotides long. RefSeq lists its product as uncharacterized. The transcript has 11 exons. NCBI's taxonomy places the organism in Eukaryota, Fungi, Basidiomycota, Agaricomycetes, Boletales, Coniophoraceae. The coding region runs from base 1 to 2739 and encodes 912 amino acids. The record is from RefSeq and is a predicted model, not a curated record.